Messenger RNA from Drosophila guanche, 2875 nucleotides. It is a transcript of the gene ZnT33D, whose product is annotated as MAP7 domain-containing protein 1. The record is from RefSeq and is a predicted model, not a curated record. Gene Ontology annotation, cellular component: plasma membrane. Bases 339 to 2792 code for a protein of 817 amino acids. Gene Ontology annotation, biological process: zinc ion transmembrane transport; response to zinc ion. The transcript has 2 exons. Gene Ontology annotation, molecular function: zinc ion transmembrane transporter activity. NCBI's taxonomy places the organism in Eukaryota, Metazoa, Arthropoda, Insecta, Diptera, Drosophilidae.
CCCUCCCGGAAAGAGCACCUCACAUUCGACCUGUUUAAACCUCAACUUAAUGCCCCCUUGUUGGCAAUUUUGUUGUAAACAUUAGCAAAACCACAGUGCAAUCCCAGUUCAGCCCCCUCCUUGCCCCAGUGCACGCAUAAAAGCCCUCUGCUAGAACUCCACAGAACUCUCACAAUGGCCAACAUUAACAAAGGACAAUAAGUACCUGUGCCAAGCAAAUGGGUUAAGAGCAGCCUGCAAAUAAAGUGCCACAAGCGAGCGAUUGUUAAACUGAACUAAAUUGUUGCUGAUUUUCUAAUCAAAUUGUUGAGAGCAAAUAUUAUUAAAGAAAGCGAAAGAUGAAGCGGAACAAAAAGAAAGCGCCAACGCAGGGACUCCGCUACGACGAUGAGAACGAGGAAGAAGACGAAGAUGCUUUGCAGGCGGCACUCAAAGAUAUUGUCAGUAUUCCAGAUGUGGAUUCGCAGGAUUCGUUAACGGAGGGCAUGACAAAUUCAAGGAAGCAGCAUAUAACUUGGUCAGCGGAGCACAAGAAGGCAGCCCCGAAAGUCACUCAACGUGGACUCCAAAAUAAGAGAAAGCCGAAGCAGGAGGGCCCCGAAAUAUCAAUCGAAAAUGGAGAUAGUAAAGAGGAGCUUCGUGAACCAGCAAAGACGUGGUCCGCGGAGUUCGAAGAGUCGCUGAACAACUGGUAUGCGGACCUCAACGAAUCGCAGAAACCCAGAAGGAGUGGUUCGGCGUCAAUGAAGAGGCCGCAGCAGAGCGCUGAGGCGAAGGUACGUGAAACAAGCGUCGAAUCGAGUGAUGAUAGUGGAAAGACUACCGAUCCAGAUCAAGCUUCGCUGGAGCCAAAUCAGUCUGGAAUGGAGCCAGCGACAGGCUCGUCGAUGGAGCCAGAGGCCACCUGGUCGAUGAAGCUCAAAAAUGAGGCAGAGAAAAGGCAGAAAGAAAAACAAACAAGGAACAAGAAGGAGCAGCAAACCGAAGAUCACAGAAGCUCAUCAAAGUCCGUAGCCUUCGUUGAACCUGGCUCCCUAAUGCAGUUGGAAACUGAAAGCAAGUACGCAAGUGAGGAGCAGUUAUCGGCGGAAUUGGAAGGCAAAUUGGAUCGUAUUGAGGCAGCCUCCAAUCCGAAGUCGUAUAAAAAGCCAAAACCAACGGCCAGCACGCAAACCACAGACUCCAUGGAGGCCAAACCUUCGGCUGUGCCAACGAUGGAGGCCAAAGAGUUGGAGGAGAAAUCGUUGGACUGCCCACCGACAGAGACCAAACCGUUGGUUGUGCCAUCGACAGCGUCUGGAGUGGUUCUACUCAACGUCCUGGCGGUACCUUUUCAGAGUCCCCUGCCAAAAGGAUCGAUUAUUGCUGCAUCGAAGGUGGUGGAUAGAUCGUUAAAGAGUGCAGCACCUCCCGUCGAAGAAGAGACAGCUGCUCCAGCUCCAGAUGCUCCAGAACCAUCAAGUCCAGCGACACCUCAAAAGCCUGAACCCCCGCCUGCUCCUACAGUGGAUCCCAACGAUGUCAAGUUCAAGGACAAACCCGCCAACGAUACAGAGGAGAAUGAUGAGGAGCGUGAGCAGAAAGAGUCUCGUGCGGCGAGCAAGAGCUCGCUGGCGCGUGCAGAGUCCAUGCGGACGUUGAUCAUCACGGGACACACGCACAUCAAGACGCAGUGGCGUGACCAUUGCCAUCUGGAGGUGCAACACGAAGGCAUCGAUAAGGCAGCACGCCGUAAACUGCUCAUAGCCUGUGCGCUGUGUCUCCUGUUUAUGCUCAUCGAAGUGGUCGGUGGCAUACUGUCCAAAAGCCUGGCCAUAGCCACAGAUGCAGCGCAUUUGCUGACGGAUCUGGCUGGGUUUCUCAUCUCUCUGUUUGCGCUGUACAUCAGCGCGAGGCCCAAGACGCAGCGCAUGAACUUUGGCUGGUAUCGGGCGGAGGUAAUUGGCGCCAUGAUCUCUGUGUACUUUAUAUGGGUGAUAACAGGCAUUCUCGUCUGGCUGGCCAUACAGCGUCUGUGGCUGGGUGAGCAUGUGGUGGAUGCCAAAAUCAUGUUAAUCACAUCCGCUGUGGCCAUUCUCUUCAAUGUCAUUAUGGCCGUGCAGCUGCAUCAUGGACAUGGGCACUCACCGCACUAUGAACCCGGGGAAAUGAAUCGCCAGGCGCGCGUGCUGGAUCACGCUGAGUGUCAGGUGUUGGACACCGCCCAACCGACAACGGAGAACAUCAAUGUGCGUGCUGCCAUGAUCCAUGUCAUUGGCGAUAUGAUCCAGAGUGUGGGCGUCUUUGUGGCCGCUUUGAUCAUCUUCUUUCAGCCCGCUUGGGCAUUUAUGGAUGCCAUCUGCACGUUCCUGUUCUCCAUCAUUGUGCUGCUGGUCACUUUCCGCAUACUGCGGGAUGUGCUGAUGGUGCUGAUGGAGGCCACACCCGACUACAUGGACUACGAUGAGGUGCAGCGUCAGUUUCUCUCCAUCGAAGGAGUCGAGCAUGUGCACAAUCUACGCAUUUGGGCGCUGAGCAUCAAUAAGGUCGCGCUCUCCGCACAUUUGGCCAUCAAAAAGGAUGCGGAUGCUCAGCGCAUACUGGAGGAAGCAACGACCAUGAUCCACAAGCGUUAUCGUUUCUUUGAGACAACCAUACAGAUUGAGGAGUACACGCCGGGGAUGGAGCAGUGUGAGCAGUGCAUAAAGCCAGGCAUGGCUGUAGUUGUGCCGCGUGGGGAUAGUCUGGCCAUGGAGGAGGGUGCAAGUAUCAGGAGAGAGCAAAAGCCAGCGGAGGAUGCAGCAAAGUCUUGAGCAAACUUGGGUUUAGUAGCUGUAGAAACACUCGAAUUAUUCCUACAAUAAAAAUGUAAUUUUUUUUGCCAAGAUCUUGCAUU